Molecule: messenger RNA, 662 nt
Organism: Paramecium octaurelia
Lineage: Eukaryota; Ciliophora; Oligohymenophorea; Peniculida; Parameciidae
Source: the annotation of a GenBank genome assembly
AUGAUAAGUUUAAUUAAAGGAUUUUGGCAAAAAUAUUUCGAUCCUCCUAUCUAUAAAAUUCUAAUUAUUGGACUGGAUGGAGCAGGCAAAACAGUAAGAGCUUAAUAUAGAUAUAGACUUUAUUAAAUAAAUUAAAACAACUUGCAAAACAUCCAUUUAUACAAUUUGAUAAAAUACCGAAAACUGUUGGUUUGAACAUCACUGAGAUUGAUUACAUGGCUUCGAAUAGAUCUAUGAAUAAGAAAUAUAAAGUAACUUAUUGGGAUCUAGGAGGGUCUUAAACUCAAAGAAGCAUCUGGAAAAAAUACUAUGGAGAAUGUCACGGCAUAAUUUUUGUAGUAGAUGGAAAUAAAUCUGAGAGAUGGGAUGAAGUGAGAAACUGCUUUAAGUAUUAUAUGCAUCUCAUAUUUUGGUGAGGUUUUAAGUGAUAAAUCACAUGAUCAAGUCCCAAUUUUGAUUUUAGUAAAUUAUCGACAAAAUAGAGAUAAUGGAAUCUGCCUUAAAAUAAAAGAAUUGAUCUAAAAUAAUACAAACAGAUUCUUGAACAUUUAGGAAGUGAAUAUUGUAGAUAAGUAUAGAAUAAUAUCAUAUGCAGCACAAACGUAGUUGAAUCCGUAAAAUUACUUCACAAUGAGAUUGGGCAUUUAUUUCAGCUGUAUAAU